ACAACGGCGCAAUAAUUUUGUUGUAAAGUCGACUCGCCCGGUGUCCGUCAUUCAUUCGUGCGGCGACUCCAUCGCGUGCGUAACACUGUCUUAUCUUCAAUAAUAAAAAUAUUGUGUACAAAAUGGUGGCGAUCACGUUAACUAACCCGGUGGUGCAGUCCUACAUGCUGUAUUCCGCUAUAUUAGCCUUCAAACUAAUGUUAUUAUCGCCGAUGACGGGAGCCAUGCGGGGCUUACGACGUGUAUUUGCCAAUCCGGAAGAUGCGCAACUGUUGAAGGACAGCAAGGUCAAGUUGGACGAUCCAGUGAUAGAGAGAAUACGGCGGGCGCAUCUUAAUGACUUGGAGAACAUCCCGGCGUUCUGGGUGCUUGGUGCUCUGUACGUGACGACGGGCCCGGUGGCCGCCUGGGCCACGCUACUGUUCCGAGUCUACACACUGGGCAGGAUCCUGCACACCAUUGUAUAUGCCGUGGUGCCGCUGCCGCAGCCGGCACGGUUCCUCGCCUUCGUCAUCCCUGCAACCGUUUCAUUCUACAUGGCCUCACAAGUUAUCCUCUACUACAUUACAGCUUUUAACCCGGUAGUGCAGUCUUACAUCUUGUAUUCGGCUAUAUUAGCCUUCAAACUGUUGAUAUUGUCGCCUGUAACAGGCGCUACGCGUAUGUCGCGACGCGUGUUCGCUAACCCAGAGGAUGCGAAGCUAUUGAAGGGAGCCAAGGUCAAGUACGAUGACCCCGUGGUAGAAAGAUUCCGACGCGCGCACCUUAAUGACUUGGAGAACAUCCCGGCGUUCUGGGUGCUUGGUGCUCUGUACGUGACGACGGGCCCGGUGGCCGCCUGGGCGACGUUGCUCUUCCGAGUCUACACACUGGGCAGGAUCCUCCAUACCAUCGUAUAUGCCGUGGUGCCGCUGCCGCAACCCGCACGGAUCCUCGCCUUCGUCUUCCCUGCCUCCGUCUCAUUCUACAUGGCCUCACAAGUUAUCCUACACUAUAUUACAGCUUUGUGAAUCUAAGUUAAUGUAUUGAAAGUUUAAGUUAAGAGUUGAGUUAAAAUUAAAUGGUUAAUGGUGAAGUUAUAAA
Molecule: messenger RNA, 1083 nt
Organism: Helicoverpa zea (corn earworm)
Lineage: Eukaryota; Metazoa; Arthropoda; Insecta; Lepidoptera; Noctuidae
Exons: 2
Coding region: 123-1010 (295 amino acids)
Cellular component (GO): membrane
Source: RefSeq, a predicted model, not a curated record